AUGACAAAGAGAGAAAUUCUAAACAACAACACUAUGUUUACAAAUAUCACAGCCAGGCCAGCACAUGCCAUUGUUUCACCUCAUCAUUAUUUCUGCCAGCAGAUUCACAUGAUUUCGUCAUUUGAGCUUUGUUGUGAACGUUCAACACAAUUUUAUCAACGGAAUUUUCGUCAAGAUCAUCUGAUUUUUUUUUUCAUCAAGCAUCAUCGAGUAAUGGACCUGCGACCAAGAGAUCCAAAAACUCAUAGAGCUAUCACAUUGGCCGAAAAGAAGAAAUCCGACUGGGAAAGAGAGCCAACAGUAUUUGUAGACUACACAAAAUAUUGUGUUGUUGUAUUAGACCGCUUGGAGGAUAUCGAAUCGAAGAAUAUGCUUCCGACGAAAUGUUUGGACUUAGAUUCAAGUGAUAACGAUUACUAUCACUUUGUACAGGGGCUACAACUGUCAUCAAAAGCAAAAGAAGAAUCGGAAUCAGGCUCUGAAUCAAAUGACGACUCAGGCACAUCAAAUAUGGAAUCAAAAACGGAAUUGGAAUUAAAGUCUGGAUCAGAAUCGAAUGAAUUCAACCAUGAUAUUGAUAAAAUUUUAUGUAUUUCAAAAAUGGUCUUCUACGGGCUUUUAUGUAUGUUGAUUGUAAUCAUAGCAAUACAAAUUUUGUAUUAA
This is a messenger RNA of Sitodiplosis mosellana (orange wheat blossom midge), 663 nucleotides long. RefSeq lists its product as uncharacterized. The coding region runs from base 1 to 663 and encodes 220 amino acids. NCBI's taxonomy places the organism in Eukaryota, Metazoa, Arthropoda, Insecta, Diptera, Cecidomyiidae. The transcript has 4 exons. The record is from RefSeq and is a predicted model, not a curated record.